Gymnodraco acuticeps is the source of this 939-nucleotide messenger RNA. RefSeq lists its product as uncharacterized. The transcript has 5 exons. Lineage: Eukaryota; Metazoa; Chordata; Actinopteri; Perciformes; Bathydraconidae. The record is from RefSeq and is a predicted model, not a curated record. Bases 1 to 939 code for a protein of 312 amino acids.
AUGCCUCAUGCUGGGUACCGCCUGGUUAAGGGAACCUUGCAGUCCAGAGGAUUCAGAGUCCAGUGGGAGAGGGUGCGGGACUCCAUGCACCGUGUGGACAUUGUAGGCAUCCUUUUCCGAAUGAACCAGCUAGGGUGUGUUGUGCGUCGCACCUACUCAGUUCCUGGUCCCAAAUCCCUGAUGCACAUUGACACCAACCACAAGCUGAUUCGUGUUUGGGAGAUAAGGGAGCGGCCCACUGAACCAGUCUCUCGGGAGGAGCAGGAAGAGCACAUCGAUGUCCGUGACCAUGAUUACUGCUCAACCCCUGAACCAGCUUCACUGGACAUGUCCUCUCAAGCUACAGAAGACAACUCCAAAACAGUGGAGGAUCUGCAGAAGCAACUGCAGGAGUUAAGAGUCCAGCGAGAGUUUUGCUUACAGCGGUUUGCUGGCUCCGACGACAACAUCCGAUUCUAUACCAGAUUCCCGAGCUAUAACCACAUGAUGGCCUUCUGGUUUUUGAUUGAGCCUUCCAUUUAUAAAAUGGUUCGUGUUACAAGAGCGAUAUCAGCUGCCAAGAGGAAUGAAGAAGUGGUUACACACGCACGUCCAUCAACGAGACAGCUGCUUCAGCCAAUUGACGAGUUCUUCCUUUUUCUCUGCUUCCUGUCGGUGGGUUUGAAAGAGAGGGACCUUGCAAACCGCUUCAACGUACACCAGUCCACUGUGAGUCGCAUCAUUGCAACAUGGACGAGUUUUCUUACAACUUUAUUGGGGUCAGAGUGCAUCUGGCUUACACCUGCAGAAGUUCAAGUUCACCUCCCAGAGGCAUUCAAAGAUUUCCCAGACACACAGGUGAUCCUGGAUUGCACAGAGCUGAGGUGUCAAACACCAUCCUCACUCCUCCUCCAAAAACACAUGAUUGAGGGAUUGCCUCCUAAAAACAAUGACGGCUGA